Volvox carteri f. nagariensis is the source of this 1380-nucleotide messenger RNA. RefSeq lists its product as uncharacterized. The transcript is spliced from 9 exons. Bases 1 to 1380 code for a protein of 459 amino acids. NCBI's taxonomy places the organism in Eukaryota, Viridiplantae, Chlorophyta, Chlorophyceae, Chlamydomonadales, Volvocaceae. The record is from RefSeq and is a predicted model, not a curated record.
AUGACCAACGGUUUCGCACCGCUCGACGCAGAGAAUCCUCGGAGGCCGCCGCCGCCGCCGCCACCGCCGCCGCCGCCGCCGCAUGAAGCUCGCACGCUCGUCACGCUGGCGCUUAGGACUCUCCGCGCCGCCGUCGCUGCUGGCGCCGCUGCCGCUGCCGUACUAGCUACCAGGGGCGGCGCCGCAGCUGUCAAGGCCGCAAGGCUCUGCGAUGUUAUCACCGCUCGCAUGAAGUUGAUGACUGAAGCAGCCGAAGCUUGUACGAUCGUCGCAACUGUCGUACACUCCAUGGGCUGUGCAGGUGCUGUGGUUAUACGACGCCAGGCUAGCGCAGGUGCCGGCUGGCCCACGCCACGUCCGCCACACGACAGCUGCCUGCCGGCGGUGGCGGCGGCACCGCCGCUGACAGUCACGUGUCUCGGAAAGACUUCUUCAAGGAUGCGGUGCUGUACGGCGGGUGGUCGCGAACCCGCCGUCGUACCAUCCAUGAAGCAUCAAGAUCCAGAUCCAGGUCCAGGGAAGGCACAGCGUCGCCGCUUCAUGGACAUGGACUUGCCUGACUCAUCUGUGAGGGCAAGAGACGACUGCUCAUUGGAGUUGCCCAAGACCUUCCAGAUCGACCGCGUUCCACCUGGCAACGAGAAUCUCUGCGUACACCACAUUUCAACUCUCCAAGACCCCAGUGCGAUGUUGCGUCGGCGUGAAGCAAGGGCCCCCAUUGUCAACGCUUCUAAUCAACGCAGUCAAGCUCACAUCGUCUUCCGCUGCCGGUUAUGGGCUCGCGGACGGGUAAAGGAGGCACUGCAGCAACGGGGAAGGGGUGGCUCGCUGGACAGCGGCGCCGGCGCCGUCGGCAAGCUAUCAGCAGCUGCCGCCGCGGCGGCGCCGGCAGUAAGACCCCUAGCGGACUUUGCCUUUAUCAGAAGUGCACCGAAAAGUCGCGUCUCCGCCGGCCGCACCGGGAUGUUGGUUAAUACGCCCUCGGCACCGACGGGGCCCAUGGGAAGUUGCUGCGUCGAAGAGCUGCGACGCCUGAACUGGAAAACAAACGUGGUGGAAGCACAGGCGCCUCCCGGUCACACCAGCCGCAUCGACGGUGGCGACGCGGACGGCAGCCGAGAAGGUAUCGAGCCCAGCGACGGUGACAGUGAUGAUGGCAGUGAUGAAGUAGUGAUAAUGGGAGAAGCUCCAGGAAAGGGGUCCUGGCACUUUGGCUCGUUACCUCGCAACGGAGGCAGGGACGCCGGUGCACUGCUGGGUGCAAUUCCUCCGCACCCAGCUGCACCCAGCCGGGCGCCGCCGCUGCUGGCCAGUUGGCUGGCGGCGGCGGCGGCGGCGGCGGCCGCGGCGGCAUAUAGCCGCAACUAUCAACUGCUGUAA